Molecule: messenger RNA, 796 nt
Organism: Vanessa atalanta (red admiral)
Lineage: Eukaryota; Metazoa; Arthropoda; Insecta; Lepidoptera; Nymphalidae
Gene: P25
Product: fibrohexamerin-like
Exons: 5
Coding region: 74-733 (219 amino acids)
Cellular component (GO): extracellular region
Molecular function (GO): structural molecule activity
Source: RefSeq, a predicted model, not a curated record
AUCUAAACUAUUGUGUGGUUUUCGCAAUGUUUAUUCGACGUCAGUUGUGUGUCGUCGCGCUCGUGGUCACAUCAUGCUAACCAAAGCCGUAACCCUUCUGUUGACGGUCGCGGCCUGCGUCGCCGUGCCGUCCAACAUCGCCCGGCCGUGUCGCGUCAAAGACAACAAGUGUGUCCGAGAUAACUUGGCCGCUAACUCUCGCUGCAACCCCAAUGUACGCGGGUUCCUUCCUGCGGAGUACACCAUCAACUCGUUCAAGUUCGAUACGCCUUACUUCAACGCAACGUACAUCGACAAUAACUUAGUCAUAAGGAACCAUAACAGUUGCUUUGUAUCGGAGUUCUUCUUCAACGUGGCCUCCGACACCGGGGUCCUCACCCUCGACUGUCCCGACCUCGACUUCGAGUCCACUCGUACCCUCAUCCAGCACUCCUCGUUCCAGGAGGACACGACUUACAACUACUGUUACAGAGGACGGUAUCCUCUGAUUCGUCUGACCUUGAACUUCCCGCACGCUAAUGAGCUGGAUCUCUGUUCGUCGUUUACUUUUGCUGACGUCACAGAGCUGCCGAUAUUCUUGAUCAAUCCCAACGAUAAAAAAACUGAAAAUUUCCUGGCGACCGACCUCACGCUGCUGAACAUCUACGAGCGGGAGACGUUCUUCUACCGCGCCAACCAGCUCGCGCGCUACUACAUCAACUCGCUCAUCUGCAACUUCGGAUGUGACUUCUAAUCAUCUUCUUCUAUAUUUCUCUAAUAAUUUAAUGAUUAUGCUUUAAAACAAUCAAAUGUCAAU